AUGAAAUAUCGAUCAACGAGAGGUUCACCAAAACUUUUUUCAUUUUCUGAAACAGUUUUAAUAGGUUUAGCUGAUGAUGGUGGCCUUUUCAUUCCACAAAAAAUUCCCACACUUCCUUUAGAUUGGCGAACAAAAUGGUCAAAAUAUUCUUUUAAUAGUUUAGCUCUUGAAAUUUUUUCGUUAUUUAUACCCGAAAGUGAAAUACCUCGAACUGAUUUAGAGGUAUUAAUUAAUAAAUCCUAUUCAACUUUUAGACAUGAAAAAGUAACCCCAUUAAAAAAAAUUCGAGAAAAUUUAUAUAUAUUAGAAUUAUUUCAUGGACCUACUUUUGCUUUUAAAGAUGUUGCUUUACAAUUUUUAGGCAAUUUAUUUGAAUAUUUGUUAGAGAAAAAAAAUAAAAAUAUUUUGAAAGGUGAAAAGGAAAGAAUAACCGUUCUUGGUGCUACUAGUGGCGAUACUGGAAGUGCUGCGAUCUAUGGAUUAAGAGGCAAAAAGAAUGUUUCAGUUUUUAUUCUUCAUCCUCGAGGAAAAGUUUCUCCCAUUCAAGAGGCACAGAUGACAACAGUUUUAGAUAAGAAUGUUCAUAAUUUAGCAGUCGAAGGAACAUUUGAUGAUUGUCAAGAUGUUGUUAAAAUUCUAUUUUCGGAUGUCCCCUUCAAUAAAAAAAAUCAUUUAGGAGCCGUAAAUUCUAUAAAUUGGGCAAGAAUUUUGGCUCAAACUACAUAUUAUUUUCAUUCAUAUUUUCAACUUUUAUCAUCAUUAAACAUUUCACCAACUUCCACUUCUUCUUCUAAUAUUCAUUUACGAUAUGCUGUUCCAACUGGUAAUUUUGGUGAUAUUUUAGCAGGAUAUUAUGCUAAACGUAUGGGAUUACCUAUUGAGAAAUUAAUUGCAGCCACCAAUCAAAAUGAUAUUUUAGAUAGAUUUUUUAAAACUGGUAGAUAUGAAAAAAUUUCCGAUAAAAAUAAUAUUCACAUCGUACAUGAAACAUUAAGUCCUGCCAUGGAUAUAGUUGUUUCAAGUAAUUUUGAAAGAUUAUUAUGGCAUUUGGCUUAUGAAACAAUCGAUAGUGUUGAUAAUGAUGUUAAAGAUGAAGAAGAUAAUGAUCUUAUGAAAUCAAAUCUUGCAGGAUCAAUUGUAAAUAAUUGGAUGAAAAAUUUAAAAGCCAAGAAUUGUUUUGUUGUUAAUAAAUCUCAACUUGAAUUAUCAUUGCGAGAUUUUAAGAGUACAAGAAUUUCUGAUCAAGAGACAAGGGAUACAAUUAGUCGUUAUUAUUCACCAAAAGAUACUAAAAAUCAAAUUCCUUAUGUUUUGGAUCCUCAUACCGCUGUUGGGGUAGCAGCUUCAGAGAAUCAAGAUGAUAUAUCAGAAAAUACAUAUCAAAUUUGUCUAGCAACUGCACAUCCGGCAAAAUUUUCUAUGGCAGUUGAAGAAUCUUUAAAAGAUUUCAAAGAUUUCAAAUUUGAAGAAAUUUUGCCAAAAGAAUUUGUCGGAUUAUUAGAGAAAGAAAAGAAUAUUGUAUACGUGGAACGUGCGGAUCCUGAAUUGGUUAAAAAAGCUAUUAAAAAAGAAUUAGAAAUUGAACUUUCUAAUUCAUAA
This is a messenger RNA of Diversispora eburnea, 1599 nucleotides long. The record is from the annotation of a GenBank genome assembly. Lineage: Eukaryota; Fungi; Glomeromycota; Glomeromycetes; Diversisporales; Diversisporaceae.